Messenger RNA from Hirsutella rhossiliensis, 2169 nucleotides. RefSeq lists its product as uncharacterized. The transcript has a single exon. The record is from RefSeq and is a predicted model, not a curated record. Bases 1 to 2169 code for a protein of 722 amino acids. NCBI's taxonomy places the organism in Eukaryota, Fungi, Ascomycota, Sordariomycetes, Hypocreales, Ophiocordycipitaceae.
AUGGCUGUAACCCGCAAUGCUUGGCGAUCGUCGGCUGCCCAGAGCUCUCGUCGUCGCAACCCCGGGCGCACAUCUGGCCCGCCAUCUUCUCAUCGGCCAACCUCGUCCAAUGACCCGACUGACUCCGAGCAAGACCACGACUCGCAAGUGACUGCAUCGCCUCAGGCGGCCACUACGGGAACCCGUCCCACCCCUAAUAUCAGCGACGCAGACUCCAGCCCGCCUCCCUCACCACCCGCCUCUACUUCCAAACACAGCCGCUCCUUGCGAACAAGAGCUGCUGGUGAGAAGCCCAAGAGCAAGGGUGCACGUCACAUGCUUCGCCCAAGUAGUGGCAAGGCUUCACGACAUGAAUCCAUCUCACCGACCAAACGGCGCAAGCUGUCGUCGCUUCAGUGCCAAGAAGCCCCAACAGGUGUCACCCCAGAUUGGAGAGAUCCGCGUAUCCCCUUCGCGUGCUGGGCCGACAUCUUUCUCUACGCCGCCAGCCUUGGCACGGCAGAUGGCCUGGCCACCAGCUGGCUUGUUCAUGCUGCCACUACUUGCCGCAAUUUCGCUGAGCCAGCGCUCACUGCGCUUUAUCGCUGCCCUCUGAUCAAGCAAGCCUCCAAAGCCAAGCGUCUUGCCGCGCUGCUUGAGCGCCCGCCCUCGGAAACCUUGUUCAAAUACCGAGUCAAGAUCGAAGUUCUGCACAUCAACAUCCACAUCGUCCCUCAGGCUAUUUUGCCUCAGCUGAUUCACCCACUCAGUCGCCUUCAAGAAUUGACCAUCUACACUCCAGCGGACCAGCCGCCGUAUCGUCAGCUUGACAGGAAUCUCAGGUGGCAUUACACUGAGGACAUCUUCCGUGCGUUGGCGGCUGAUAGAGACGGGCCAGGUGAGAAAUGGUUCCCAACGAUGCUUAAGAGCUGGGAAUGGAGUGGAAGGUUCAUCGGCGGAUGCGUCCCCAGUGUCCAAGCCAUGGGCGAUGUGCACCAGACGCCGCCGUUCUCCCAGCUCACAAAGCUGAGCCUCACAAACUUUCAAGUGCCAUCUCUGAGAAACUUGCAGCAAAAGUCGGAGAGCGAGGAAGAAGAGCUGCGGGCUGAUCAUGAAGAUGGCUUGAUGAUUGAAUCUGUUGCACAUGCCAUAUCGCAGCUGGCUCGCCUCAAGCAUCUUGUUUUUGAGUCGUCGACCGUAUUGAACCACCGUCUGCUGCCACUCCUGCCAAAGCAGCUUGCUCAUCUGGAACUCAUCAACUGCUGGGAGGUCAAGUCGGAGGACCUUGCUGAAUUCCUGCGUACGCACGGCGGCAAUCUGCGCACGCUGACAUUGCUGCAUAACCAAUCGUUGGACUUGGGCUUCUUGACUACUCUGUCCGAGACUUGCCCCAGCCUCCGAGAGUUGCACAUGAACCUAUCGUAUUACCGCCAUCACGACUGCGUCAACGACGCCGACCCCAUGUACGACCAGGCCCUACUCCCGAGUCAAGUCCCCACAUGGCCGCCAAGUCUCCGGGUGAUAGACAUCGAGCACGUUCGGGACUGGUCCGCCGAGGCUGCAGAAACCUGUCUCCAAUCACUUAUCGAUAACGCCGGGAACCUGCCCCAUCUUCGUCACCUCGCCAUCAAGUCCACGCUCGACAUACCCUGGCAAGCCCGUGCCACCAUGCGCCGCGAGUGGCGCGCAAGGAUGGAAAAAGUGUUCCUCCGCCCCUUGGCCUGUCCAGAGUCACACGCGACCAUGCGCCCGCUGCCCGCCGAGACGGAGGAGCCGCCGAGGAAGCGGAAGAGGAGCAGUGGGCCGCCAAGCCCGCCCUCUCGCCGAAGCGGAAGACUGGCCGCCCAGGCUGACGGUCACACAGCCGAGGUGGCCAAGUCUCUCCGGCGACAGCGUCGACAGCUCUCGUACAGGGAUCCCGACACUGACGAAGACGAGGCUGAGCUCAGCCAAGAGACUGACGACGCCGCCCCUGACGAUACCGCCGCCGAUGGGGCACGGUCCUCUGGCGGCCACGGCGACCUGGUCGUUCAAGGUUUCUGCAAGACAGUCAACCUGCAAUUCGACAAUCAAAAAGUUCGUGAGCUGCAGUAUGGCAUGGAAGACUUUCUCGACGACGGCGACACCGAAUCCGAGGACGAGUGGCAAGAGGACGACGACGACGACGAGUCCAUCGUCAUCUUUCGCUGA